Molecule: messenger RNA, 3692 nt
Organism: Oryzias melastigma (Indian medaka)
Lineage: Eukaryota; Metazoa; Chordata; Actinopteri; Beloniformes; Adrianichthyidae
Gene: bub1
Product: BUB1 mitotic checkpoint serine/threonine kinase
Exons: 23
Coding region: 213-3587 (1124 amino acids)
Biological process (GO): meiotic sister chromatid cohesion, centromeric; protein phosphorylation; mitotic spindle assembly checkpoint signaling
Molecular function (GO): protein kinase activity; ATP binding
Source: RefSeq, a predicted model, not a curated record
GGAGGCGAUGACGAGCUUUUUGGCCCGCUGGCUUAUAAGCGCCAAAUUCAAUUUUGUUGGGCGAAGCAGGGUUUGAGUUGAAAAGAAAAAACACAUUAAACAAUAGUUUCGGGGAAAUAGUUCGAUAACUUGUUCGAUUCGAUGGUGGGAAAGAGUACCGGAUAAGUUCCCUGUUUGCUGCACCGUAGAGAGGCUUCGGUUUAAAGGAAAUAAUGGAUAUCGCCUCGUAUUUACAGUCUUUUGAGAGCAAAUUGGGUUCUUACGUGGGAGAUGAUCCUCUUGAUCCAUGGAUUAAGUUUGUGGACUUCCUGGAGCAAAGGCUGCCUGCAGGCGACAGCAGUGAGAUGUGUUUGGUGUUUGACAGUCUGGUCCAGAGAUUUCUCAACAACAAGCAAUAUUCAAAUGAUAUUAGAUACGUCAACUAUUGCAUCAAAUGUGCGAGUUAUUAUCGGGAUCCCAUCACGUUCUACAGUCACAUUUUCAGUAAAGGCAUCGGCACCAGAACUGCUGCGCUUUACGUUGCCUGGGCUCGGCAGUUUGAACAGAGAGGCCUGAAUGAACAGGCUGAUGCCGUCUACCGGAAAGCUCUGGAGAACCAAGCCCAGCCAGCCAGCUCGGUUUACCAUGAAUACAGUCUGUUCAAUUCAAGAACCGCAGCUCAGCCUCCACCGACAGGCAUUCAAAACCCUCUGCAGAAUCGAACCAAUCAGAUGUCCUCUCACAAAGAGCCCGUAGAGCCAAACAAGAUGACGUCGGAUUGUCCACUCAACCCUCCUUCACAUAGAAUGACUAUAAUAGUGUCCCGUUCGGAGACUUCCGGGAGCGUCCCGUCCAGCCAGAGCUCCGGCGUUCAGACUGUGUCGGAGUACAUCAAAGACGAGCUGGUUUGUGACGGCUCUGAGCUGAGCUUCGAGGAGGUCCGAGCCAAGAAAUACUUCUGGAAGCUCAAAGAGAAGAAGAGGGAGGAGGAGAACAAACUCAUGGAGAGGCAGCUGAAGGAGCAGGAGGAGAGAAUCCGGAUGAUGAAGCUGUGCUUAGAGGAGGUUGAAGAUAUGGAAGCCUGUGGAGGCCUCACCGACCAGCUCUUCUGGAGCACUCCUCUACCAGAUGCAGGAUGGGGGUCCACCGGCCCAGAUGGGGUCGCAGAGACCUCCGUGGCUCCACUGCAGACCAGCUCGAAGCAGAGCGGCCUGCCAUCCUCCCUCUGUGCUGCAGAUGCAGACACACCUGUCCAGCCCAGCUGCUCUCAUACCUGUGGAGCCAGCGAGCACAGCGCCACACACUGUGACGGAGGUCAUCCAGCAAAGUCUGAGGAGAACCUUGAUGUGUCGCAGGGAGGAGUGGCUAACCUCUCUCACACCACUCCCAAUACUUCACUGGGGUUUGUGCAGGCCACGCCCUCCAGAGGACUGCCGUCACCCACCGUCAACACCCGCGAGGCGCUGGGCGUCAUCAUGGGCAUGUUUCAGGCCCCCACUCUCUUAGAAGAAUCGGUCAGUGAGUCGUCACACCUGAAUGUUACCGAGAGGGACCUCGAAGGCGGAGCGAGCGGAGGCGGGUCAUUGUGGUCCAAACCACCAGAGGGCGCUCCUUUCACCAUCUUUCAGGAUCAGGAGGAGGACAAAGAAAACUUCCAUCUUGCAGAAGUGUCUGCUAACAGGAAAGCUGGCAGACGUUUGGCUGAAGUCGCUGCACCGAAGGCCGACAAGCCCAACGACACCUCCCAGUACCUGAUGUCUGACGAGAGCACCGUGUGGGGCGCUCGCUUCAACCCGCUCAACUCGCUGGCCGCCUGUCCCAACAACACCUCCGACUUUGCCCUGUUGGCUCACUGCGUCUCCACGCCCUUCACGCACAAACCUCUCAGCAGCUUUUCGGAGGAGCAAGAGAACAUCUGCAAUGAGGACGACGCCUCCAUCAGGCGCCAAACCAAAAGACUCAGCCCCAUCAUAGAGCAGAGUCCCGACGAGGACAAAGCUUCAGAGAGCGCCGUCAGCCUGCUGGACCCCUCCUGUGCCAGACAGGGCACCAUCGUGAGCGCCGGCCUCACCUCCAUCACCGUGGUGCAGCCGCCUCCCCCCGCCGCACUGUCCUUCAGAGACCAGACGCUGGCCCCCACCGACUCCUCCAGGAGGAGCGGGCGAGGCUGGGAGGUGCACACCAGUCCUGAGCAGCCUCCCAAAGCCGCCUGCUCGGGUUCAGUCAGACCAAAAACCAGACCGUUUAAGAUCCUGGAGGACGCCUCUUCCAGCUCGGAUCUGAAUCCGGUCUGUGGCGUUCCUAUGAGUCCGGAGUGCGCUCUCCAACCGGGCCGGUUCAGCACCAGGAGCCCGGAAGUCCCCACAGAGCCAGAUUUAGAUGCUUUCCUCAGCCCCCCUCGCCCAGCCGCCCCCACCAGAAUCGCUGAUGUUCCCAUGAGUCCGGAGCUGCCGCCGCUCUGUGCCGACGUGCCCAUGAGCCCGCCGCAGCAGUCGCUGGUGUGCGCGGCAGACGAGCCCAUGAAGAGUCCAGAGCGAGAGCUGCGUGCUGAUGUCGGCGUGCACGUGGUGCCCGACCCCUGGGACGAUCAGCUGAUCGCUCGUCUGCUGUCCAGCCUCAGCCCGCCGCUCACGUCCCACCAGCGCUGCUUCACCUGGAGCUGCAGCGUGCCCAACAUCUGCCCCAAGGUGACCAUCAGCAUGGGGAAGACGUCCCUCCGAGUCGACUGUGUUCUCGGCGAGGGCGCCUUCGCCACAGUCUACCAGGCGACCGACCUCACCACCUCCGAGAAGUUUGUCUUAAAGGUUCAGAAGCCGGCCAAUCCCUGGGAGUUUUACAUCAACACUCAGCUGGACGCCCGGCUGCAGCCCAGCCUGCGGCAGCUCUACAGCAACAUCAGCUCCGCCCACCUGUUCCUGAACGGCAGCGUCCUGCUGGGGGAGUUCUACAGCUGUGGCACGCUUCUGAACGCGGUGAACAUCUACAAAAGCCUGGGGGAGAAGGUGAUGCCGCAGCCUCUGGUCCUCUACUUCACCGCCUGCAUCCUGCACAUGGUGGAGCAGCUGCACCGCAUCCACCUGCUGCACGCCGACAUCAAACCCGACAACUUCAUGCUGGGAGGACGCUUCCUGGAGAACAAGUGCUUCGAUCCGGAGAGCGGCGACCACGGCGUCGUCCUCAUCGACCUCGGGCAGAGCAUCGACAUGGAGCUCUUCCCAGAAGGGACGGCGUUCACCGCCAAGUGUUUGACGUCAGGGUUUCAGUGCACGGAGAUGCAGAGCGGGAAGCCGUGGAGCUACCAGACUGACUAUUAUGGGAUAGCGGGGACCGUCCACUGCAUGCUGUUUGGAAACUACAUGGAGGUCACCAAUGAAAAUGGAGUUUGGAAAACUAACGGCGUUUUCCGGAGGAAGCCUCACAGCGACUUGUGGCUGGACUUCUUCCACACGCUGCUCAACGUGCCGGGGUACCGCUCGCCGCCGAGCCUGACACGCCUCCGCCGCCAGCUGACAGCCGUCCUGCAGGAGAACUACGGCAACAAGCUGCAGGCGCUGAAGAACCAGCUGGUGAUCCAGCUGCUGGAGAGACGCAGAUCCUCCAACAGAUGAGGAGUUUCUGACCCAGCUGUAUGUACACCUGUAUAUAGCUUGAUUUUUUUAACCGACUUUUAGGAGUAAAAAAUAAAACGAAAGCUUUUUUGAAGUGAGGAAUGA